Messenger RNA from Parnassius mnemosyne (clouded apollo), 1083 nucleotides. NCBI's taxonomy places the organism in Eukaryota, Metazoa, Arthropoda, Insecta, Lepidoptera, Papilionidae. The record is from the annotation of a GenBank genome assembly.
AUGCCUCGAUACCAUACGGUAGAAAUUAAUAAGACAGAAUGGAUUGUACCAGAGCGGUAUCAGAUGCUUACACCUGUAGGUUCGGGCGCCUACGGUCAAGUGUGUUCUGCUAUAGAUACCCUUCAUAAUAUGAAAGUGGCUAUCAAGAAGUUGGCAAGGCCCUUUCAGUCUGCAGUUCAUGCCAAGAGAUCUUACCGUGAACUCCGUUUGUUAAAACACAUGAAUCAUGAAAAUGUCAUAGGUUUACUGGACGUUUUUAGUCCUGAGAAGAAUCUUGAAGAAUUUCAGCAAGUGUAUCUGGUGACACAUCUCAUGGGUGCAGAUUUGAAUAAUAUAGUGCGUACACAAAAGCUGUCAGAUGAUCAUGUCCAGUUUCUGGUGUAUCAGAUCUUACGUGGCUUAAAAUAUAUUCACUCUGCAGGCAUAAUACAUAGGGAUCUCAAGCCUUCCAAUAUAGCUGUAAAUGAAGACUGUGAAUUAAAAAUCUUAGAUUUCGGCUUAGCAAGACCUACUGAGACAGAAAUGACUGGCUAUGUAGCUACAAGAUGGUACAGAGCUCCUGAAAUAAUGCUCAAUUGGAUGCAUUAUAACCAGACAGUUGAUAUAUGGUCAGUUGGUUGCAUCAUGGCUGAACUGCUUACUAGCAGAACUUUAUUCCCUGGUUCAGACCAUAUUCAUCAAUUGAACUUAAUCAUGGAGAUACUUGGAACACCGAGUCAGGAAUUUAUGCAGAAAAUUUCCUCAGAGUCAGCUCGCAACUAUAUUCAGUCGCUGCCUACCCUGAAACGACGCGACUUCCGCGAGGUGUUCCGUGGUGCCAACCCACUCGCUAUCAACCUUCUCGAGCUUAUGUUGGAACUCGACGCUGAUAAGCGUAUAACAGCCGAACAAGCGCUGGCGCACGAGUAUCUGGCGCAGUACGCGGACCCCACGGACGAGCCGAUCUCCGUACCCUAUGACCAAAGCUUCGAAGAUAUGGACCUGCCCGUCGACAAGUGGAAAGAACUUGUUUGGAAAGAAGUAGUGGAGUUUAAGCCUCACCCACAACACAUGAGCACAGUUGUCGAAGUCAACGCGUCGUAA